AUGACUCUAAUUGCGCCCGACACGACCUUGCACGCUGCCAGCGAGUGCGACAAUGGGACCACACUUCUGGUAGAGGCAGACAUUCCUGUGGACGCCAGUGGUGCCGCAUUGACGCAAGAUCAAGAAGCUCAAGUGAACGGACAGCCACUUACCCAUUGUAAGGACUUGCAGGGCUCGCGAGAGAGUGCCGGAGCUGUCCCACCGCUUGUUCUCGAGCACAAAAAGCCAAACGCGGCCUGGAAAGUUGGAGGUCUGGCCAUGCUACUCCUUGCCGUCGCGGUCCCGGUUGUUCGAGGUGAUCCGAUGCGUCCCUCAAAAGAGCUUCAAGGUGAUACCUCCAGUGCGGGUGAUUGGAUUGAGCUGCUCCCACAAGACGUCGUGGGUCACAUGGACACUCAAGUGGAUCCGUGCGACGAUCUGUACGCCUUCAGUUGCGGGUCGUGGCUGAAACAAGCAAAAAUCCCUGACGACAAGUCGCACAUGUAUCUGGCUUAUACCCCCAUGUCCAAAGAGGUGGAAAAGGUACUGCAACAAGUGAUGCAACAAGAGUGGCCACUACUCGGCGAGCUGUACGAUUCAUGCAUGAGAUACAGCAACGGGAGCAGCGCAACAGAGAACGCGGCGUCUGUGGCUUUCUUGAAGCCAGUAAUCAAGCAGAUUGCAGCCACGACAAGCAAAAGCGAUUUGUUCGAGCUGGCUGGCAAGCUUUCAAAAGCGGGACCUUCCUUCUUGACGAAAAUCAGUGACAUGGCGGAUGUUACAGAAAAUACCGUGUAUGCAGUGCGCGCGCACCAAGCGGGUCUCUCGCUGCCGGAUUCGGAGUAUUACCUGGAUCUUAAACGGUUUGAAUCGGUCAGAGACCCAUUCCAUGCGUACGUUGUGGAAUUGUUUUCGCUGGUAGGCUGGGAAUCACACGAAGCAGCAUUGCAAGCUUCCUUAGUGAUUGCUUUCGAGCAAAAGCUUGCACCGUUGUUUGUACCGGAAAAUGAGCUACAGGAUCCGGAAACAAGAUACAACCCCAUGAGUGUGGCUCAAGCCGCUGAGAAGUACCCGCUACUGUUUGCACAGUUCAUGCGCGGAACAGGAACACUGAAGGACCUUAAUGCUCGAAACGCUACUGUAGUUGACGAAACACCCGCGUUCUUUAAGCGCGUUGAGGAGCUCGUGACUGGAGAUUCUGUGACGCUCGACACUCUGAAAGCUGUGCUUACGUACCAAUACAUCAGCGACAAGGCAAGCACUCUGAGUGAGCCUUUCGCUCAGGCGUACUUCUUCUUCUUUCAGCAGACGCUCGACGACAAAAAGAGUCGUGAUCCGCGAUGGAAGGUGUGUCUAAAGCAUGUCACCGACAGUUUCCCUGAUUUGGUCGGCAUGUACUAUGGUCUUCUCCGUUUCGACAAGGCUAGUGAGCGACUCGCGAAGGAUCUCGUGAUGCAAGUUCAAGCAUCGCUUGAGAAGGAUCUCAUGCAAUUGGAUUGGCUGGACGAAUAUUCUCGACAGGGCGCUCUUGAAAAAUUGGGCAAGAUGACCACCCUUAUCGGGUAUUCGAAUCGUUCCGAAAAUUUUCCGUACAAACUACACGGCGACGCACCACUUGCCGAGAACUUGCGGAUUAUUAACGAGCAUGCCUUUGAUCGAGCUAUGGAACGGAUCGAUCACCCGGUAAACCGCAACGCUUGGGAUAUCUCAGGCGCUGAAUCAAGUCUGUCCUACCGUCAAGAUGCAAACCAAAUUGCUGUUCCUGCUGGAAGUUUUCAAUCGCCAUCUUUUGGUCUGGACGAAGAGCCUGCGCGCAAUUUUGGGGCGAUUGGUAGAGUUUUUGCGAGCAUCCUCACGCAUGCUUUAGACGCCUACGGGAAACGCUUUGAUGGUGACGGCAACUUGAGAGACUGGUGGAGCAACAAAACAGCAACGGAGUUUUCACAGCGAGCCGAAUGCUUCGUGGAGCAAUAUAGUAAGUUCUCGGAGAGGAGCAGCGAGGAUCAGGACAAAUUGCUGGGUCACGUUGACGGUGAGCUCACUGUAAGAGGGAAUAUCGCGGACAGUGGCGGCCUGAAGUUGUCUUUCCAAGCGUAUCAGGCAUACGCUGCAAAGCAGACCAAGGCUCCGAGCAAGAUCGACGAAGGUAAAGCGACAACCGUUUCGCAGGGCCAGGCGGACCCUGGCUUACCUCCCGAUGUGGCUGACAAGCUUUUCUUCGUCUCAUUCGCCCAGAAUGAAUGCUCGAAGUGGACUGACGCCGCCAUGACCAAAAUCUUAGCCACAGAUUCGGUCUCGCCCGACCGGUGGCGCAUCAAUGGAGCUGCAGGCAACUCGCAUGACUUUGCUCGCAUUUUCUCGUGCCCUGCUGGCUCACUCAUGAACCCGACGAAGAAGUGUCAGAUAUGGUAG
Messenger RNA from Peronospora matthiolae, 2391 nucleotides. The record is from the annotation of a GenBank genome assembly. NCBI's taxonomy places the organism in Eukaryota, Oomycota, Peronosporomycetes, Peronosporales, Peronosporaceae.